This is a messenger RNA of Drosophila kikkawai, 1326 nucleotides long. RefSeq names its product Gustatory receptor 77a (gene Gr77a). Gene Ontology annotation, cellular component: neuronal cell body; dendrite; axon. Lineage: Eukaryota; Metazoa; Arthropoda; Insecta; Diptera; Drosophilidae. Gene Ontology annotation, biological process: chemosensory behavior; male courtship behavior; sensory perception of taste. The record is from RefSeq and is a predicted model, not a curated record.
AUGAUGCCAAGCUGGCCGGUACGUCUGGGCCAGUCGGUUUUGGCCUUACUGUACGGUCUGACCAGGGUGUUUGGCCUGAUGGCCACCGGCCAUUCGUGUCCUCGGGGCAUCGAGAGGGUGAAAAGGAGCUUGUAUUGGCGCCUCCACGGCUGGGUGAUGCUGAUCUUUGUGGGCGUUUUUUCGCCCUACGCCUUCUUUUGCAUUUUCCAACGGAUGGCCUUCCUGCGCCAGAACCGAUUGCUGCUCCUGAUUGGCUUCAAUCGAUAUGUCCUGCUGCUGGCCUGUGCCUUCGUUACCCAGUGGAUACACUGUUCGAAGCAGAAGGAGAUCAUUGGGUGUCUGAAUCGAUUGCUGAGAUGCCGCCGGCAACUAAGGAGGCUGAUGCAUACGCGGGAGCUAAGGGAUUCACUGGACUGUCUGGCCACCAGGGGGCAUCUGAUGCAAUUGGGCCUGCUGCUGUUUGCCUUCAUCUUCUCAACGUUUCAGCCCCUGCAGGUGCUUAAGGAUGAUCCGGAGGUCAGGCGUAAUCUGAUCUAUGCCUGCUGUUUGGUCUUCAUCAUCACCUGCCAGCUGACCCUGCAGCUUUCUCUGGGCAUGUACACGUUGGCCCUGCUCUUUCUGGGUCAUCUGGUAAGGCACUCGAAUCUGCUGCUGGAGAGGAUUCUUGCGGACGCAGAGCGCAUCUUGGAGGGUAGCAACUUGCAGGCUGGUUAUGGUGCGAAUCGCCAGCAGCUGUACCGGAGCCAGCAGCAGUGGCUGGCCCUGGAGCUGUGGCGCCUGGUACGAGUGCAUCAGCAGCUGCUGAAGUUGCACAGGUCUAUAAGCUCACUGUACGGCGUCCAGGCGGUCUGCUUCGUGGCCUAUGUGCCCAUGGAGUGCAUGAUUCACCUGUUCUUCACCUACUUCAUGAAGUACAGCAAGUUUAUAAUUCGCAAGUACGGCCAUGGCUUCCCAUUAAACUACUAUGCCAUUGCCUUCAUGUCGGGUCUCUUUACGAAUCUUCUGCUGGUGAUUCUGCCCACCUACUACUCGGAGCGGAGAUUUAGAUGGACCAGGGAGAGGCUAAGGUGUGGAAGUCUAACCUUUCCAUCACGAAUCAUUGCCAAGGAGCUCAAGAACACGCUUAACUACUAUGGCCUGUAUCUGAAGAAUGUGGAGUAUAUAUUCACUGUCAACGCCUGCGGACUGUUUAAACUGAACAAUGUCUUGCUGUUCUGCAUAGUACAGGCGAUGCUCGACUACCUCAUGAUACUGAUACAAUUUGAUAAGGUCUUGAACCAGUAACUCGGCCCAGACAAUGGCCAUAAAUAUAUGUGGCCAAUAAAU